Penicillium daleae is the source of this 627-nucleotide messenger RNA. Its product is annotated as glutathione S-transferase. The transcript is spliced from 5 exons. Gene Ontology annotation, molecular function: glutathione transferase activity. The record is from RefSeq and is a predicted model, not a curated record. NCBI's taxonomy places the organism in Eukaryota, Fungi, Ascomycota, Eurotiomycetes, Eurotiales, Aspergillaceae. Gene Ontology annotation, biological process: glutathione metabolic process. Bases 1 to 627 code for a protein of 208 amino acids.
AUGGCCUCGUCUGCCAGAUUGGUUCUCCAUUACUUGGACAUCGGAAGUCUUGGUCGUGGAGAAGUUAUUCGGCUAUUUCUGGUAGAUGCUGGUCUCCCAUUUCAAGAUAUACGUUAUCCCUAUGAUGACAGCUGGGCUACAACGGCCUCAAAACUUCUGGAGAACGGCAUUUCUCGGACAGGCAAGGUGCCAGUACUUGAAUAUAAUGACAAUAAGUUAAGCCAGCAUAUACCUAUCUUGCGUUAUCUAUCUCGAGAGAUGGGCGACUAUGACGGACAAACAAGUCUCGACACGUACCUAGUCGACGCUAUAUCGGAUAUGUAUAUCGACUGGAGAGCUCAGUGGGUUGCGAACAGGAGGAAGCCCACAGAUGAUUACCAGAAUGAAUAUGUGCCCAAUUACUACAGAGUACUAUCUCAGUAUUACUCUGACUGUGGUGGCCCAUUCCUUCUCGGCGAUAGGAUAACCUACGCAGAUUUUGUAGUGUUCCAAUCCAUUGAUAACGAUGAGAAAAUUGGAACCCUUCCGAAGAACCUACCAACAGCGAUGGAGAAACUCAUACAAGCGUUUGAAAGCCGUCCUCGAGUCAAAGAGUAUCUAACAAAUCGUCGCAACACAAAGGUGUAA